Molecule: messenger RNA, 1914 nt
Organism: Galeopterus variegatus (Sunda flying lemur)
Lineage: Eukaryota; Metazoa; Chordata; Mammalia; Dermoptera; Cynocephalidae
Gene: CD38
Product: CD38 molecule
Exons: 8
Coding region: 49-969 (306 amino acids)
Biological process (GO): positive regulation of B cell proliferation
Cellular component (GO): plasma membrane
Molecular function (GO): phosphorus-oxygen lyase activity; NAD+ nucleosidase activity
Source: RefSeq, a predicted model, not a curated record
UCUUCCCGAAGAUCCUGCAGCCGGCCCCGCCGCCCCGCCUGCGGCCCUAUGGCCGACAAUGAAUUCAGCCCCGUGCCAGGGGACAAACCCUGCCGCCCGAUCUCUAAGAAAACCCGGAUCUGUCUCGGCGUCAGUCUCCUGGUCGUGAUGCUCGCCGUGGUGGUCGUGGUCGGAGUCCUAAAGUGGGGCCAGCCGCACGAGCACUUGCGGUGGAACGGGACGGGCACCACCGAACACCUUUCCGAGAUCGUCCUGGGACGGUGCUUCCUCUACACUCGCAUCAUACAGCCCGAGCUGAGAGAUAAAGACUGCCAAAAGAUAUGGGAUGCAUUCAAAAAUGCAUUUAUUUCCAAGAAUCCUUGCAACAUUAGAGAAGACGACUAUCAACCACUAAUGAAGAUGGCAAAUCAGACUGUACCUUGUAACAAGACCCUCUUAUGGAGCAAGACUAAUGAGCUGGCCCAUCAGUACACACGGGUCCGGCAGGAUAUGUUCACCUUGGAGGACACGCUGCUGGGCUACAUCGCUGAUAACCUCAUGUGGUGCGGCGAUGCGAGCUCUUCUGAAAUGAACUAUCAGUCUUGCCCAGACUGGAAGAAAGACUGCAGCAACAACCCUAAUUCAGUAUUCUGGAAAAUGGUUUCCCAGAGGUUUGCAGAAGCUGCCUGUGGUGUGGUCCAAGUGAUGCUCAAUGGGUCCAUCAGUAAAACCUUUAACAAAGACAGCAUUUUUGGAAGUUUGGAAAUCUUCAAGCUGCAACCAGAGAAGGUUCAUACACUACAAGCCUGGGUGAUGCAUACUAUCGAAGGAGUUGCCAGUGACUCAUGCUCCAGUUCCUCCAUAAAUGAGCUGAAAUUAAUUCUAAGCCAAAAGAAUAUUACAUUUAUCUGCCAGAAUGAUUACAGGCCUGCCAGAUUUGUUCAGUGUGUGAAAAACCCUGAGCACUUAGGUUGCAGAUCUAUUGUCUGAGCCAAUCGCCAUGAGUGUUCUCGAUCUUCAACUGCUUGAAGCAUGCACCAACAUACGAGACUCAGCAGAUCCACUGGUGGAGAGCUGAAGAUUUUGGGGAGUCCUCUGUCAUAAUGUCAGCACUGGAGAUGGAAGCCUUUUCCCCCAAAGUCUUAAAAUAAUAUGUUAUCGGUAUAGUUUUUAUUGUGUGAUCUACUAAUAUUAAAAAAAGAUUAUCAUAUAAAAUGAGAAUGAAAAUUUUAUAUUGUUAUUUUGUUUUAAUUUUCAUGUGAUAUGUUCAUGCUGUUUAUAUGUGGAUAACAUCCUUUCUAUUGAAAAAUGACCACACAAAACCUCUCUUAUUAAACAGGCAAGAAAAGUAGAUGCCCAAGCUUUUCAGAAAACAUUACAUUUCCAAACAAAUGCCCGUGUCCCGUGAUGUAUUUUUGUACCCUUCCUGCAGAUAGUCAGACUAUAAACUCUAUGUCAUGGGCAUGUUGUGGAAAAGUAUUCUGUAGGAUAUAAGCUACCCAUGUAAUUGGUGCUUUACUCUAAGCCUUCCAAAGGCCCUGUGAAGUCGAUAUUAUUAUCGGCCAUUUUUAGGUGAGAAAAUAGGAGCUCAAAGAGGUUACUGAAUUUUCCUACAGUCAUACAUUUAGUAUCAAAGUAGAGGCUAGAGAGCUCUGUCCAACUCCAAAGUACCUAUGCUCUUUUUUUCUAGGUCUAUAAUACCAAACUGUAGCUUAUGAUCUCUUCCAACAGAUGCAUUUUGGGUUAAAUUGGAUGUAAUAGAAUCUGAAAUGUGAUUUUUCUGGAUGGCUUCAAAACAGAUACAUUGUUUUCCUUCUCUUCCUCUUUCUCCUCAGCCUCAUGCUCAGUGUCUUAUACAUGUAGUAUGCAGUUAAAAUACAUUUGUUCCUGGCAAUUUAUGUUUUCUCCCCCCCACCUUUUUUUUUUUUUUUUUUU